CCAUUUUCCCCAUGGAACUUGAAUGCAGCACACCAGCAGCAGGACUCUCCUUGCGCAUGCUCACAGCGUUAGCAUUAGUAUUGUGAUGUUUGUUUUUAGAAGGUCUGUUAUCAUCCAUCCACUUGGGUCUGUGUGUUUUUUGCAUACAUGUGUUAGUGGAUUUGGAGCAAAUCCUUCUCAGAGACAGUUAGCUACCGUACAGCUGGAGGAGACGGACUAUGUCGGCAAAUAAAACAAAGAAAGUCAAAAUGGCUACUAAAUCUUGUCCCGAAUGCGACCAACAGAUUCCAGUUGCGUGCAAGUCCUGCCCAUGUGGUUAUGUGUUUAUUAGCAGAAAACUCCUAAAUGCCAAGUUAAAUGAGCGCUCCUCUCCAGCCAUAGCAGACAAGCUGGACUUUAAGCGGAGGAGGACAGAGCGCAUUCGCAGAGAGAGGAUAGACUCUUCUUUAACCAAUGACUUGGAAAACAGGAGAAGAUCCCGGGCCAACAGCCAAUCAGAUCCCAUCCGGAGAGGAAGGGGCAGACCAAAAACAGUGGGACUGAAGAAACACGAAGAGGACAAAGAGAAACAAGAGAAGGAAGUGGAUAUUUAUGCCAGUCUUUCGGAUGAGAAGGCCUUUGUGUUUUCUGUGGCUUUGGCUGAGAUCAACCGCAAGAUCCUGGGUCAGAGACUCAUCUUAUCAUAGACCGGUCAUUGAAAAACUUUCAAAGAGCAAGACCAAAGAGGAUGGAAGUGGCUGGAGCUGAAAUCUGAUCUGGAUGUAUUUCACUUGGAUGACGGGAUGAGAUUGAGAAACCUGCUGAAGCUUCCUAAUGAGGUAGAGGGUGAUGUUAUUGAAAGACAUCACUGCUCUUCAGCGCCUUGAAUUAAUCACCAACGAUACACAUGCAAAUAAAUAUUUCUAGACCAUGAGUAUGGUUUGUGCUGUGUGUUGUAAUGACACACAUGAGCAUUGAUGAUUUUCCCAACUGUAAAACAGCCACAUCAUAUUGUGCUAUGAAGGCCUCUUAGUUAUAAUGACUUCAUUUUUUGGAGAGUAGGAGACUAAAUAAAUACUACAUUCAUCUGAAAUAGAUAAACUGUUAUCAAGUGAACAUCCUCAAUUGAUAGUAGCUUCACGUUAAUGGAAGAGGCCAAGACAUUUUGGUGGCUGCGACUUUAUUAUAACUGAAGAUGAACAAUGAAGAUUCCUUUUUGGAUUGCCAUUGUUUGUUAGUAAUGUUGAGCAUGUAAAGCAUCCUGGUAGAGUUCAAGCUUUUACUUCACGUAUGUGUCCUUGAAUGAGCUUCCUUACAAGGUUAACAAAAACAAAAAAAACGUACUGCUAGGUAUGGUACACACCAAUUAUUCAGUAGUUACUUUUAUAGACCAUUUAAGAUGAUUUCACUUUGCAUUGACUAUGUAUUAAACUAAGUAACAAAAACUAAACUCAUGACAAAUUUUAAUCAGAGUGUGAGGUAGUGGUGAUGUAGUGAAUAUGUGUUCUUUUAAAAUAAAUAAAUUAUCAAUCCGUCA
This is a messenger RNA of Etheostoma spectabile (orangethroat darter), 1516 nucleotides long. It is a transcript of the gene hdip1, whose product is annotated as chromosome 15 C16orf87 homolog. NCBI's taxonomy places the organism in Eukaryota, Metazoa, Chordata, Actinopteri, Perciformes, Percidae. The record is from RefSeq and is a predicted model, not a curated record. The transcript has 4 exons. Bases 219 to 686 code for a protein of 155 amino acids.